Molecule: messenger RNA, 957 nt
Organism: Cyprinodon tularosa
Lineage: Eukaryota; Metazoa; Chordata; Actinopteri; Cyprinodontiformes; Cyprinodontidae
Product: P2Y purinoceptor 14-like
Exons: 3
Coding region: 37-957 (306 amino acids)
Biological process (GO): G protein-coupled receptor signaling pathway
Cellular component (GO): membrane
Molecular function (GO): G protein-coupled purinergic nucleotide receptor activity
Source: RefSeq, a predicted model, not a curated record
UCAUCCAUCAAUGAAUACUCUGCAACAUCCCAGAACAUGACGUGUGAUCCAGUGGAAAGAUCCGAUCACCCUUUACUCCUGUUCUUCUACAGUCUGGUGUUUCUGGUGGGCUUGAUCCUCAACAGCUUCACCUUGUGGUUUCACUGCUGUGGAGCUCAUAGACAAGUUUCCAAAAGCUUGACGAUCUACCUGAAACAUCUGACAGCUGCUGACUUUUUGCUGUGCAUUAGCCUCCCAAUGCGAAUCAUUUAUUACUCCACCAGGUCUUUCACUGUGCAUCUGUUUUACUGUGGCUUUGGAUCUGCGUUCCUUUACCUCAACAUUAUUACAAGCAUCAUGUUCAUGGGCUACAUCGCAGCUAACAGGUACAUGAAGAUCUUUUAUAGCUCAGAAACUUCCUUCCUAAUGACUACCAAAGCCAGCCACAUCAUCUCGAUGACCACCUGGUUUGUUCCCCUGACCUUAAUGACAUCAUACAGCAUCCUUUUGCUGAUCACCUACAAACCUCAUCCGUAUCUCACCACUUGUGGAUUUCUACUCUCUGACCGUGUAAAUUCACUGCACUCAGUGAUGCAUUGUUUUGCUGCUUUUGUCUUCAUGUUAGUUCUCUUAUCUCUUGUCUUUUUUUACUAUAACACCUGCCGCAGGGUGAGACAGAUCCAGCAGAGACAGCUAGGCUCCAACUCCAAGAGACUUUUAAAGUCUCGCAGGAAUAUGUUGGUGUUAGUCAGUGUUUUCUGCUUUUGUUUUGUUCCUUUUCACCUUAUUCAACUUCCUUACUUCCUAUUUGGAGGACAUUGUUCAGAGGUGUUUUACUACCUAAAGGAGGUGACUCUCUUAAUGUCAGUUUGUAAUAUCUGUCUGGAUCCUCUCAUUUAUCUUUUUUUCUGUAAAGACUUUAAGUCUCACUUGAAGGAAAUGUUUUGCAUGAAGGGCAAAAAGAACACCUCAACUUAA